This is a messenger RNA of Manihot esculenta (cassava), 2151 nucleotides long. RefSeq names its product polygalacturonase At1g48100. Gene Ontology annotation, molecular function: polygalacturonase activity. Lineage: Eukaryota; Viridiplantae; Streptophyta; Magnoliopsida; Malpighiales; Euphorbiaceae. The transcript has 7 exons. The record is from RefSeq and is a predicted model, not a curated record. Gene Ontology annotation, biological process: carbohydrate metabolic process. The coding region runs from base 307 to 1749 and encodes 480 amino acids.
CAAGUAACUAAGUGAAUCAACAGAAGAAUAGAGAGAGAAAACAAUCAAUAAUAUAAUACACAUCAAAACAUAGGAAACAAAUAAACAAACAGAGAAUAUUGAAGAAGGAAGCUAUCUUUAAUCUGUGUAUCAUAUGCCUAAAUAGCACCAUGAGCUGAGCCUACUUUCUCCCUAUAAAUACAUGCCCACUAAUCUCAAAAUCAACCCAUCUCACACAUUGGCAAGCACAGAGGAUCCAUUUAUCUUCUUUUUCAUCAUCAUAAGCCAUCUAAAUUAAAGAGAAGAUUUAUCUUCCACAUAAACAAGAUGGGUGGUUUCAAUCUUGAAAACAUUUCACUGAUCACCAUCCUCAUCAUUCUUUUGUUUGUUUGGUCUUCAAGAUUUGAACCUUGCCAUGCAAGACAAGGCAAAUACUGGAGGCAAAGCAAAACUGCCCCAGCAGACUCUCAGUUUUUGCAGAAAGAAAAACUUCAUGGAGUUAGCCACCACCAUAGCAGUAGCUUGACAAAGUUCAUGGAUUCUUAUUACAUUUCGCCUGAUGAAACUAUGGAAACACACAAAGGACAGAGCUCUGCAACUUUCAAUGUCCUUGACUAUGGGGCUAAAGGCGAUGGGCAUACAGAUGAUACAAAGGCAUUUGAGGCAGCAUGGGCAGCUGCUUGCAAUGUUGAGGCAUCAACUAUUGUAGUUCCAUCUGGGUCUAUUUUCCUUCUCCACCCAAUAUCCUUUUCAGGCCCUAAUUGUGCAGAAAACAUUGUAUUUCAGUUGGAUGGUAAAAUCAUAGCUCCUACUACUCCUGGAUCUUGGGAAUCAGAGCUUUUACAAUGGAUUGAGUUCACAACAAUUAAAGGGAUCACAAUCAAAGGUAAAGGAGUCAUUGAUGGACAAGGCUCAGUCUGGUGGAAUGAUCUACCAACACACAGUCCAGACUCGAAGGUAACCAAUGAACUCAGAAAAAAAAUGCCUAGCACCAAGCCAACAGCUCUAAGGUUCUAUGGAAGCACUGAUGUGACUGUCACCGGCAUAACAAUUCAAAACAGCCCUCAAACUCACCUCAAAUUUGACAAUUGCACAAGUGUUCAGGUUUAUGGUUUCACUGCUGCAUCCCCUGGGAACAGCCCACACACAGAUGGAAUUCACCUGCAGAACUCUCAAGAUGUGCUCAUCUAUGGCACUGAUCUUGCUUGUGGGGAUGAUUGUAUAUCUAUUCAAACUGGAUGUUCAAAUGUGUACAUACACAAUGUAAAUUGCGGACCUGGACAUGGCAUCAGCAUCGGAGGGCUUGGAAAAGACAACACCAAAGCUUGUGUUUCAAACGUCACUGUGCGGGACAUUGCAAUACAAGACACAUUAACUGGUGUCAGGAUAAAGACAUGGCAGGGAGGAUCAGGCUCAGUGCAAGGAAUCACAUUCUCAAACAUUCAAGUUUCUAGAGUUGAAACUCCGAUCAUGAUUGACCAAUUCUACUGUGAUAGCAGCAAAUGCUCAAACGAAUCUUCAGCUGUGGCUGUGUCAAACAUAAACUAUGCGGACAUUAAAGGCACAUAUACAAGAAAUCCUAUACACUUUGCAUGUAGUGACAACUUGCCAUGUACUGGUGUAUCACUAGAUACUAUAGAGCUGAAGUCAGUUGGAGAAGAUUCCCAACCUUUCUGUUGGAACACAUAUGGAGAUCUGAAAGGUACAACUGUCCCUCCAAUUAACUGCUUGCAAUCAGGCAAAUCAAGCAAGAAAGUUGUAUAUUGCUGAAUUUAGCUUAGUUAUCUACACAUAUGGCUAUUGAUAUUGUACGCCCACAUAGAAGGUUGCUCUAUGCAUGCAUCAGUACUCAAAUGUCUUCCGGAAGAAUAUAUACUAUCGUUAUUCUGUAUCUGUAGGUUCACAUUUUAUACAUAACAUCCCACCAUUUUCCUGUUUCAGAUCAAUAAUAAAUAAAUAAAUAUAAGCUUUAAGCUACUAGUACUACCCUAAGAUUCCAUUCCACCAUGACAUCAUUCUUUAUGAUAGUAAACCACAGAUGAUGAACAUGUGAAGUCUAAAAGAAAAAUCAGUUUCAGUUGGGCACUGGAGAACGCAUAACAAAUGAAGAUAUAAGGGAUAGUGAAGCAAACUGAGACAUUCGUGCACAGAUGUACAAUAAGACCCCCCCCC